AUGCCCUUCUCCACAGUCCCGUUCAAUCGCGACCCUGAUUUUGUGGAUCGCCCUAAUAUGCUGGCUUGGGUCCACAAGAUGUGCGCGGCCCCAGGCAGUCGAGCUGCCCUUGUUGGUCUCGGUGGCGUAGGCAAGUCGCAACUUGCAAUUCAGUACUGUCAUGAUCUUCGCGAAGCGUCGCCGCAGACUUGGGUGUUCUGGGUGCCCGCCAACACAAGGGCACGCUUCGAAGAAGCAUACCGUGGCAUCGCGGAUCGGCUCGAGAUUCCCGGCCGAAACGACCCCAAGAUCGACACCCUCCAGCUGGUAACAAAUUGGCUGCGCGACGAGGGCAACGGGCAGUGGGCCAUGAUAUUAGACAAUGCAGAUGACAUCGGGGUAUUCUAUCCCAAACAGAAACGCGGAAGAGACGAUUCCGAAGACAUCCCAGCACCAUUCGCAGUUUUCCUGCCCCAGAGCCAGAACGGGUCCAUCUUGGUGACAUCGCGAAGCAAGGAUGCGGCAACUCGGCUAGUAGGGGGCUACAAAAACAUCAUAAACGUGAACGCUAUGGACGAGAGCCAAGCUAUACAGCUUCUACGAAAGAAGUUGUGUGACACUUCAGAGGAAGACGGGAUAGCAGCGCUAGUCCAUGUUCUCGGUUGCAUACCUCUUGCGAUCUGCCAAGCCGCAACAUACAUUAAUCAAAGCGCGCGGAUGACGGUAUCACGCUACCUAGAGGAGUUCAGGAAGAACGACAAAAAGAAAAGCAGCUUGCUCAACAGAGACGCAGGCGACCUCCGUCGCGACGAAAGCGCGUCGAACUCGAUAGUCACUACGUGGGAGAUGUCGUUUGAGCAGAUCCGCAAGGAGAGACCCUCAGCAGCAGACCUGCUGUCGCUGAUGAGCUUCUUCAAUCCACAGGGGAUUCCAGAGUCUGUGCUUCGCGUCCACACAACCAGGGCAACACCUACAGUGAAUCAGCCUAUUCUAGAUUAUAACGACAACGAUGUUGGUGAUUUCGACGAGGACCUAAACAUCCUCGUAGCCUACUCGCUAGUCAGAGUGACGGCGGAUAGCGACCUCUGCGAAAUGCACCAGCUGGUGCAGUUCUGCACGAGGGAGUGGCUGUCGUCUUUCGAUCAGGCUGACUGGUGGAGGCAGAGGUUUAUGGCAGCAAUGGCACAAGAGUUCCCUAACGGGAGCUUUGUGAAUUGGGCAAGAUGUCAGACACUGUUCCCUCAUGUGGCGCCAAUGUUUGAGAGUGAGCCAGCUCAGGAAGAACUGCUUCAAGACUGGGCACAUGUGCUUAGCAACGCUGGAUGGUACCUAUGGAUGAAGGGGCAGUAUAGGGAAGCUGAAAGAAUACUAGUUAAGGCAGUCAAGACAAGAGAGAAAAUAGCAGGGCAGAGCAGUCUUAGUACGUUGGUUAGCGUGGGCAUUCUAGCGUUGCUAUUGCAGAGUCAGGGGAAGUACGAGGCGGCGGAGGAGAUGAACCGGCGAGCGCUGGAGGGAAGAGAGAAGGGGAAGUACGAGGCGGCGGAGGAGAUGAACCGGCGAGCGCUGGAGGGAAGAGAGAAGGCGCUGGGGAAAGAGCAUCCCGACACCUUGACCAGCGUAUACUGUCUGGCUUUCCUUUUUCAUCAACAGCAACAGCAUGAAGCUGCUUUGGCCUUAUAUCAAAGGGCAAGCAGCGGAUAUCAGCGCGUGCUUGGUGUAGAGCAUCUUACUACCAAAGCAUGCUCCCAGCACUAUAUAUCUCUAGUACAGGAAAUGCAGCGAGGACGGUAA
Molecule: messenger RNA, 1770 nt
Organism: Lindgomyces ingoldianus
Lineage: Eukaryota; Fungi; Ascomycota; Dothideomycetes; Pleosporales; Lindgomycetaceae
Exons: 3
Coding region: 1-1770 (589 amino acids)
Molecular function (GO): protein binding
Source: RefSeq, a predicted model, not a curated record